Messenger RNA from Carassius carassius (crucian carp), 871 nucleotides. RefSeq names its product apolipoprotein L3-like. NCBI's taxonomy places the organism in Eukaryota, Metazoa, Chordata, Actinopteri, Cypriniformes, Cyprinidae. The transcript is spliced from 4 exons. Bases 89 to 871 code for a protein of 260 amino acids. Gene Ontology annotation, biological process: lipoprotein metabolic process; lipid transport. Gene Ontology annotation, molecular function: lipid binding. The record is from RefSeq and is a predicted model, not a curated record. Gene Ontology annotation, cellular component: membrane; extracellular region.
GAAUGUCACUUUCAAAGCAGCUCUGGAGGAUCAACUGAGUAAACGAUUUCAAAACAGCGAGCCACAGCAGGUAAAGGAAAGCGUUCGGAUGGGAAACACUUCGAGAGAAUCUACAAUAGUUUCAGAUUCAGACUUCAGGUCCUUCAUGCACACUGGUGAAAGCUUCACAAACACUCUUCAGGUCUUUGUUUCUCAUCUGCCCAGUUGUGCAAGCGCUCUAGAGAGACAGAUUACUGAGCUGCAGGAAGUGGCUGAUGGUGUGGAUAAGACACACAAAGGGGUGAAGAUCGCUGGCAUCACUGGAGGAGCCACAGGAGCGGUGGGCGGCGCGGCGGCCGUGGCCGGGAUCCUCCUGUCCCCCGUGACCCUGGGAGCGUCUCUGGCCAUCACGGUGGUCGGGGUCGGGGUCGCGGCCGCUGGCGGGGUCACGGGGGCCUCGGCCGCCAUCACCAACAAGGUCAGAAAAGAUCAGGUCAGGAAGAAGGUGGAAACCAUCCUUAGGGAGUGCCAAAGUGAGAUGGAGGAGGUUGAAGGUUACUUGGAUAACAUCAGCACAGAGAUGGGAAAGCUCCGAGAAUAUGACCUGCUGACGCUGGAACGCGUCAAUGUGAAAUCUGCAAAGAUUGUGCGUCUCGUGGGCAUCGCAGGCGGAGCGUCGACGGCCAUGAGCGUGAUGAGCCGAUCCUCAGGCGUGAUCCAUGGCUUCGCCGUCGGCAUGGAUCUGUACUUCACCGGACAAGAUUCAGAGAAACUCAAGAAAGAGUCGAAGAGCAGAUUUGCUCAGCAGAUCCUUGAGGUGGCCGAACAGAUUCAGACCGGCCUUACAGAGCUGAUGAACAUGAGAGAGAAACUGCUCUCGGAAGAGAUAUGA